This is a messenger RNA of Peronospora farinosa, 1107 nucleotides long. Lineage: Eukaryota; Oomycota; Peronosporomycetes; Peronosporales; Peronosporaceae. The record is from the annotation of a GenBank genome assembly.
AUGAACCUCCAAGCUCUUUUUCUCGUGGCGUCUACCAUUGCAAUUCGUGCUACGGCUGACUUUACCGUCACAUCGAAACCGACCGAAGCCACUACUUCAAGCAUAAAGAAUGUAAAAUUUGUAAAACAAUGGACAUUGACUGCUGCUACGACGGUCAAAAGUAUUGAUUCCAUUGACUUGGAUCUCGUUGGUCAAGUCUUUGUGAGCUAUAAGAGUGGGCUGCCGAGUGGUGUACUUGGUUACGUAAACGUUUCGGGUGACUCGCAAUCCGUCGUCGAUGCUGUUCUCGUGAGUAAUGACGACGCUAAUGACACUGACGACAAAGACGAUGACAGUGAUACUAAAGAUAACACUGGCGAGCUACAUGUGGGCAUUGGAAGUAGUAUUUCUACUACGCUCAGUGGGUACUUACUGACUGAGAUUAUUUUGGCUUCGACUGACGUCGUGACGGAUGUAAAGAGCAAACAAUCAGCUCAGGUCGUUAUUGAAGAAGGCGUCCUGAUGACGAGCAGCAAGACAGCGGAGCUGCAGAUUGAGGCUAGUGGAUCAAGUGCCGUGUAUGUAUCGGCAGUUGGGACGGAUGUGAGCGUGAACCAAUUGCAGCUUGAUACGGCGGAUACUGCGAGUCUUCAGUUUAACGUCAAGAGCGUGUCCGUCACGGAUGAAGCUCAAGUCGAGUCGAAGGGAUCAGCACGUAUUGCGCUACUGGCGUCAUCUAUCAAGGCGGCAAAGCUCGAGUUGGACGCACAGGACACCGGCACGAUUUGCACCAGCGCGAAGGAGGUCACGGCCACCACUUACGAAGGUAAAGCCGCCAACAGCAUCUCUAUGCCCAACGCAACCAACAAGCAAGGGUCGACUGGAUUGCUCACGUGCGAUGAGGCUAAGGUACCAGCCCGCGAGGCGACGUGCGUGUCAAGCACUUGCGCCGGGUCAUCGACGUCUGGUACUACGCCUAGCAGUGGCGCGUCAACGUCUACUACGGCAACUCCUGGGACGACCAACGACGACGAUACUGCCAGCGAUGACACGAGCGCGGCUUUGACUCCGCAGCUGUCGGCGUUUGCUACUACUGCUAUCGUUGUAGCAAUGGCUAAUCUUCUGUAA